Molecule: messenger RNA, 2064 nt
Organism: Aspergillus alliaceus
Lineage: Eukaryota; Fungi; Ascomycota; Eurotiomycetes; Eurotiales; Aspergillaceae
Product: tryptophan synthase beta subunit-like PLP-dependent enzyme
Exons: 11
Coding region: 1-2064 (687 amino acids)
Biological process (GO): L-tryptophan biosynthetic process
Cellular component (GO): cytoplasm
Molecular function (GO): tryptophan synthase activity
Source: RefSeq, a predicted model, not a curated record
AUGUCGGAGGGUAUUAAGCAAACAUUUGCGCGAUGCAAAGCUGAAAGCCGUCCUGCAUUUGUGACCUUUGUCACAGCUGGAUAUCCCACAGUGGAAGAGUCUGUAGAUGUUAUACUGGGAUUGGAAGCUGGGGGUGCAGAUAUCAUUGAACUCGGUGUUCCUUUCACGGACCCCUUCGCGGAUGGGCCUACCAUUCAGAGCGCAAAUAAUAAAGCGCUAGCGAACAAUGUCACUAUAGACACAACCCUAGGGCUGGUAAGCGAAGCUCGGAAAAGAGGUCUCAGAGCACCGGUGUUACUAAUGGGUUACUACAACCCACUCCUGAGCUAUGGCGAGGAGCGAUUGUUGGAAGAUUGUCGUGAGGGUGGUGUAAAUGGCUUCAUCGUGGUGGACCUUCCCCCGCACGAGGCUGUCAAAUUCAGGAAUUACUGUGCGAAGGGCGGACUGUCAUACGUACCUCUCCUCGCUCCUUUCACUACCGAGAGCCGACUCAAAUUACUCUGCAAGCUCGCGGACUCCUUCGUCUACGUGGUAUCACGUAUGGGCGUCACGGGUGCAACAGCAGUUGGUUUCGGUGUCAGCACAAGAGACCACUUCUUGACUGUAGCCAGUAUCGCAGAUGGUGUCGUCAUCGGCAGUCAAAUUAUCACAACUUUGACCGAGGCCGCUCCUGGAGAGCGGGCCAAAGCUGCUGAGGAAUACUGCGCCGCGAUCUGUGGAAGGAGAAACUUGCCAGCGAAUGGAGUCCAAGAGCCAAACGGUACCGUGAAGGUGAAUGGAACCAAUCAUACAAAUGGCGAAAAGGCAGAAGUGCUUGAUAAAAUGGAGGCAAUGGUGGGUUCAGAGGGAGGAGAUCCAGAACUCUUUUCUGCGCGCUUUGGUGAAUUUGGAGGCUCAUAUGCCCCCGAAUCACUAAUGAGAUGCCUUUCAGAAUUGGAGGCAGGAUUUGAUAAAAUUCGGAAUGACCCCGAGUUUUGGGCAGAAAUGCGAUCAUACUACUCCUAUAUUGGAAGGCCUGGGCAUCUUCAUCUCGCAGACCGCCUUACUGAAUAUGUUGGCGGAGCCAAUAUUUGGUUAAAGCGUGAGGAUUUGAACCACACUGGAAGUCAUAAGAUCAACAGCGCUCUAGGGCAGAUUCUGCUGGCCCGCCGCUUGGGCAAGACUGAGAUCAUUGCUCAAACCGGUGCUGGCAUGCACGGCGUAGCAACUGCCACAGUCUGUGCCAAAUUCAACAUGAAGUGCACAAUCUUCAUGGGAGCAGAGGAUGUCAGGAGACAGGCACUGAAGGUGUUCCGGAUCAAGCUACUUGGUGCUGAGGUCAUCCCUGUUGAGCAAGGCUCACGAACUCUUCGAGACGCCGUGAACGAAAGUUUCCGAGUUUGGAUUACAAGGGUGGACACCGCCUAUCACAUUAUCGGUUCAGCAAUUGGUCCACACCCCUUUCCCACGAUCGUGCGCGAGUUCCAGACUGUCCUUGGAGAGGAGACGAAGGCACAACUGCUGGAACAACGAAACAAAGUACCGGAUGAGGUUGUUUCCUGCAUCGGCGGGGGCAGUAAUGCAAUAGGAAUGUUUUAUCCGUUUAUUAAAGAUCCAAGCGUGAAGCUUUUGGGAGUCGAAGCCGGGGGCGACGGCCUUGAUACGAAGAAGCAUGCCGCUAGUCUAACUGGCGGCAGUAAGGGGGUCUUGCAUGGGAGUAGGACAUAUGUGCUGCAGGAUAAGCACGGACAGAUCCAAGAUACCCAUUCCAUCUCAGCUGGUCUGGACUAUGCUGGCGUUGGGCCGGAGCUGAGUUCUUGGAAAGACUCGGGACGCGCAAAAUUCAUUGCCGUUACCGAUGCUCAAGCCCUCCUGGGGUUCAAGCUGCUCAGUGAGUUGGAGGGGAUCAUUCCCGCUCUCGAAUCUGCUCAUGCUAUCUAUGGCGGUGUUGAGAUGGCCAGGACGAUGAAGGAAGACGAAGAUGUUGUGAUCUGUGUUAGUGGAAGAGGUGACAAGGAUGUGCAAAGCGUAGCGGAUGAACUACCCAGACUUGGACCACAAAUUGGAUGGGACUUGAGGUUCUAA